UUUUUGAUUGUUUUGUUUGGUUCAAGGCAAAGUAAAUUCUUCGGUGUUAUGCUUAAAUUAUAUCAUCCCCACCGACCUUCGCUGGCGAUUUGCAAACUGUGCAAAUAAGCCAGACGACUAUUUAAACUCUGCCUUCGAUGCUAUCAGAUCAUAAUUCAAUCUACCAUAGUCCAACUACCAAUAUGAAGUCAACCAUCUUCUUCGCCGGCGCCUGCCUUGUGGUCCUUUGCUUCCUGGAAGGUUCUCAGGCCCAAACCAACACUACAACCACCACAACUACUACUACUUCGUCCCCGGCUUCACCAUCCAGUUCUUUAUCGAGUACCGCCCCCGCCAAGAUAGUGACGGUAUCUGGUCUGACGUACUCGGCAACCCGGAGGAUUCGCAUUGCAACCACCACUGCCAGCAGCACCAGCACUCGCUCUCGCAGCGGCAGGGCCAAGAACAGGAAGCUCCGCUCUAAGAAAGCUAAGAAAGCCCAGGCUAAGCGCGGCAAGGCCAAGAACAACAGGCGCAGGAACAAUGUCCGUGUUGUUAGGGGUUAGAUCGGCCAGGAUCCACCAUCCGGAUAGUCCUCUCCACCAGAUCAUCCCGUUAUUAAUACGACUUCAAGUCAAUGUUUUUAUUUUGAGCUCAUUCUAAACACGAAACACUUAUGUUUACCGACGGGCGAAUUAAAUUAGAUAAAUACGUAAA
This is a messenger RNA of Drosophila ananassae, 696 nucleotides long. RefSeq lists its product as uncharacterized. Bases 138 to 545 code for a protein of 135 amino acids. The record is from RefSeq and is a predicted model, not a curated record. Lineage: Eukaryota; Metazoa; Arthropoda; Insecta; Diptera; Drosophilidae. The transcript has a single exon.